This is a messenger RNA of Carassius carassius (crucian carp), 4147 nucleotides long. RefSeq names its product phosphofurin acidic cluster sorting protein 2-like. NCBI's taxonomy places the organism in Eukaryota, Metazoa, Chordata, Actinopteri, Cypriniformes, Cyprinidae. Bases 327 to 3071 code for a protein of 914 amino acids. The record is from RefSeq and is a predicted model, not a curated record. Gene Ontology annotation, biological process: protein localization to plasma membrane. Gene Ontology annotation, molecular function: transmembrane transporter binding. The transcript has 24 exons.
GUUGUCCCGUCAGGACAUCCCGAGGGUUCGAGAGCGCAGAUGCGCCGGUCGCUGGUACAACCCGGGGUCACGUGACUUCCUGCGGCGAGCGACUGCUGCUGCAGUUUCUUGUCGUGAGCGCUCGGUGCAAGGUGUUGAAACUCCGAACCACAGCGGCAUGAAGCCACGCGCAGACACCGCACGAGAAUCGCUGCGCCACCCGUGAACGGUAACCCGGCUCCGUAGUGCAGCGGAUUAAAAGCGGGAAGGAUUUAGAUCCAGCGCGUUCCUGAGGGAGAAGUUUGCUCUCUGUGUCGGUGGAGGUGAACGGGACACCAGCAGCGAGCAUGGCGGAGAGAAGUGGCCGGUUAAGCUUCCCCGGGAGCGGGGCGCUAAACAGACCGGUGCCUAUGAACCUGUUCGCAACCUGGGAGAUAGACGGCUCCUCUCCUAACUGCAUCCCCAGGCUGUGUAGUCUGACUUUGAAGAAACUCGUGGUGACGAAGGAACUUGACAAGGAGCUGAUUUCUGUCGUCAUUGCAGUCAAGAUUCAGGGCUCCAAGCGAAUCCUGCGCUCUCAUGAGAUAGUGCUGCCCCCUGCUGGUGGGGUGGAGACUGAGCUCGCUCUCACUUUCUCACUACAGUACCCUCAUUUUCUGAAACGUGAGGGAAAUAAAUUGCAAAUCCUGCUUCAGCGGAGGAAGAGGUACAAAAACCGAACAAUUUUGGGUUACAAGACAUUGGCAGCUGGUUCUAUAGACAUGGCAGAGGUAAUGCAGCAUCCUGCAGAAGGUGGGCAGGUCUUGGCUCUUUGCAGUAAUCAGAAGGAGUUUCUGGGUAAAGUUGCUGAGAUUUGGAUCUAUUCCCUGUCCAGUCAGCCUAUAGACCAUGAAGAGGCGGCCAUUCUGGGACAGAAAAUCAAAUGUUCUGAUAAUUACUCGGAAGAAGAGUAUGAAAGCUUCUCAUCGGAGCAGGAGGCCAGUGAUGACGCAGCACAAGGACAGGAUCUUGAGGAUGACGAGUACGAGAUGAGGAAACCAAAAAAGCAGAGGAGGUCAAUAGUCCGGACGGCAUCGAUCACCAGGCAGCAGAACUUUAAGCAGCGCGUGGUGGCAUUGCUCAAACGGUUCAGAGUUUCUGAUGAGGUGUUGGACUCGGAGCAGGACCCAGCCGAGCCGCCUCCAGAAGUAGAAGAAGAUCUGGAUCUGGAGAGUUUAGAGUUUGAGAACCCGAGUGACAGUGGACCAGAUCUGGAUGAUGAUGAAAGUGUUCUCAGCACCCCAAAACCUACACUCAAGCCAUAUUUUGAAGGAAUUUCUCUAUCCAGCUCUCAGACAGAAAUUGGCAGCAUUCACAGCGUUAGGAGUAACAGAGAGCCACCCAGUCCAAUGGAUCCUGAUAAAAUAAGGGCUUUAGGUGGAAAGUUUCAGAUGGAUAAUGAAUCUGAUAAUGUUUCCAUGGGUCAUCCUGAGGUUGUGAGCCCUACCACUGAACUGGAGAUGAUGGACAACAUGGACACUUUUAUGGAGAGAUUGCCUCCUACUGGCCGGAUGACCAAAACCGAGUCUCUUAUCAUUUCAUCCAACCGGGUUGAGCCGAAGUUGGCAGGUCGACGGGGACGGAGCACAUCACUUAAAGAGAGACACACCAGUCGACCGCCCAACGAGAGAGCCAACAGUCUGGACAACGAGCGCUCGUUUGACACACGCUGCCACCUACAGAUUCCACGCAAAACGGUUUAUGACCAGCUGAACCACAUCCUGGUGUCAGACAGCCAUCUUCCCGACAGCAUCAUCCUCAUUAACACCUCGGACUGGCAGGGCCAGUAUGUAUCUGAGGUGUUACAGAAUCACGGUCUUCCUGUUGUGUGUACGUGCACCACGGCUGACAUACAGGCUGCGUUCAACACCAUCAUCUCUCGCAUACAGAGAUUUUGUAACAGUAACUCAGUCACACCGUCUCCUGUGCGGAUCGGAGUAGCAGGAGCUCAGCAUUACCUGUCUGUUGUUUUGCGUUUGUUUGUGGAUCACCUGACACACAAAACCCCCGACUGGCUCGGAUACCUGCGAUUCCUUAUCAUCCCGCUUGGGGUUCAUCCAGUGGCUAAAUAUCUGGCCAGUAUAGACCACAGAUAUAACAGUCUGUUCCAGGACUCAGCAUGGAGAGAUCUCUUCCACAAACCAGAAGCACCAACAUCAGUUCAGGACAGUCCAGAUGUGGUGUCCCGGGUAACACAGUACAUGCUGGGAGCAAACGGAGCUCAUCAGCUGCCCAUAGCAGAGGCCAUGCUUACCUAUAAACAGAAAAGGAAAAAGAGCUUUCAUUUUGAUUUUGCUGUAAGUCCUGAUGAAGACUCAUGUCAGAAAUUCAUUCCUUUUAUUGGGGUGGUGAAAGUGGGGAUCGUUGAACAAACAUCUGCCACAUCUGGGGAUUCAGAUGACGCUGCUCCUGUGGGAUCGUCUCUUCUCUCGUCUACUCCUCCUGCACAGAUCUCACCAUUACUGAAAGAAGCAUCUCCAACACCACCUUCUUCUCCUUCUGUGCAGUCCAGGUACAAACACACACAGUGCUUGCGGUCUGAGAUCUCUGUAGUCUUCUGUUUUGUUUUCUCACCCUGUCUUUGUGGCUGCAGUUCUCCUGGAGGAGGUCAGGGGGAGCUGAUGGGGCUUCAGGUUGAUUACUGGAUUGCUUCUUCAGAAAGGAAGAAAGAAGUGGAGAAGAGAGACUCUUCUGCCAAAAACACACUUAAGUGCACCUUCCGCUCGCUGCAGGUUAGCCGCCUCCCACUGGGCGGAGCAGAGAUGACACAUCAGCCAACCAUGUCCAUGAAUGUUGUCACCAAAGAGAAGAAUAAGAAGGUGAUGUUUCUGCCUAAAAAGACCAAGGAUAAGGAGGCGGAGUCUAAGAGUCAGGUGAUAGAGGGCAUAAGUCGACUCAUCUGCACAGCCAAACACCAGCAGACUAUGCUGAAAGUGUUGAUAGAUGGAGUAGAAUGGAACGAUGUAAAGUUUUUCCAGCUCGCGGCUCAGUGGUCAUCUCACGUCAAACACUUCCCACUUGCCAUCUUCGGAGCCUCCAAAGGCCCGUACUGAACUACAGCCUCACAUCUUCACUCCUCUACGCUAUGGCUGCCUUCACACUCAGUGCUGCCUGAUGGUUUUAUUUUAAAUAUCUGCUUUCUCACGGUUUGUGAUUUGUGUUUUUUUUAUUUCGUUGACAUUUGAUUGUUCUUUUAUGAAAGACUUGAUGCAGUCUUGGCAACAGGGCAUAUUUUUUUGACUGUAUGUUAAAACCCUCCAGUGUUUAUAGUGAACUGACUAAUGAACUGAAUCUUUAAAACUGAUCUAACUCUGUAACUAGCGAGUUUUUGGGUGGUUUUGUGUCCUUCUGCAAAGCUGUAUCCACACACUUCAGCAGCCAGCACACUUGUGGGAGAACAAACCAGCAAAAAGGAAGAAAAAAACUGAGCUUUUGUUAUAAUGAAAGGUCAAAAUCUGGAUUGGAUUUUGCUUUGGAUGGAUUUUCCAGAUGGCUUGGCUUUAUCCUGAAGACAGCUAAAGCGUUUCCUCCAUCUCUCUCACUCUCGAAGGUUAAUUGUGUGUUUGUGUUGCAGUCUCCACCUCGUCAUAUGUGGUUUACUUUGUAGGUUUGUGUGUGUGUGUGUGUGUGUGUAAGAGAAUGUAUUGACUGACGGUACUGAACGCUAAAGCACUUUUAAAACAUUACUAGAUUGUGUUUUUGUUAUAUAAUGCUUCCUGUGGUGCACAGCGCUGUUCACUCCAGCUAAAAACUGCAGCAAAGCUUUGUGGGAACUUUGGAGACAGAAACUGGACUGAGUGUCCGUGUCUACAUUAGACGGACCAGUGUCAAACCUGUGUGCUGCACUCUUUCAAAUCUUUUUUUUAAUGUAAAUGUUUCCUAGAAUGAAAUGUGUGUUAUGUUUUGUUUGUUGGCUUGUUUGAGGUUGUUUUCUUGUAAGCUGUCAAGUUUCCCCCAGAUGCUGUAAUGGAUUAAGAAUAAUGUGCCUAAAACAUGGAGAAUUUUUAGAGCAGCGAUGUCCAGGUCAUACUUAACCCCAAAAUCAAAAGAAAAGAAGUUAAUAUUUUGUUAUAAGGGAAAUGCAGCAUAUUUUUACGACAUGUUAUUUAAUUUUUAAAUAACAAAAACA